AUGGCCCUGCACCAGUACGACUACCUCCUCGCCGUCGGCACCGUCUUUUCCUUCCUCGAUGCCUGGAACAUCGGCGCCAACGAUGUGGCCAACUCCUGGGCGAGCUCCGUCUCCUCCCGCUCCGUCUCCUAUCUCCAGGCCAUGAUGGGUGCUUCCGUCAUGGAGUUUGGCGGCGCCCUCGGCGUCGGCGGCCGUGUCGCCGAUACCAUUCGGACCAAGGUCGUCGACAUCGCCGCUUUCGACCAACGGCCGGCCCUGCUCAUGCUCGGCAUGGUCUGUGCCGUCGUCGCCUCGGCGAGCUACCUCACCAUGGCGACGCGGCUGGGGAUGCCCGUGUCCACGACGCACUCCAUUCUCGGCGGCGUCUUGGGCAUGGGCGUCGGUGCCCUCGGCAAGGAUGGCAUCACCUGGGUUGGAUACAAGGAGAACGGAGCCAUCAACCUCAAGGACGGCGUCAUCCAGGUCUUCCUCGCGUGGAUCAUAGCGCCCGUCAUGUCGGGAGUCUUUGGUGCCGCCAUCUUUCUCAUCACAAAGUACGGUGUCCUGCUUCGGCGAAACCCGACGAUCAAGGGCUUGAUGCUCGUGCCCGUGUACUUCUCCAUCACCGCCUCCCUCAUCGUCAUGCUCCUCAUCUGGAAGGGCGGCGACUACACCGUCAACCUGAGCGACGCCGAGAUUCCGGCCGUCAUCGUCGCCGUCGGCGCCGCUUGGGGCCUCCUCAUGGCCGUCUUUCUCGUCCCCUGGAUGUACCGCGUCGUCGUCAAGGAGGACUGGCAGCUUCGCGCCUGGCACGUCGUGCAGGGCCCCUUUCUACUGCGUCGCGGACCCGUGCCUCCGCCGCCGGCCGACUUCACCGGCGUCGUACGCAACUUUUACGAGGGGCACCUGACCCGCGAGGAGCUGGACGCCCGUCGGGCCUGCGGCGCCGCCGUGACCGCCGGAGACGUCGAGAGCCAACACGUCAGCAAGGAAGCUGAUGACAUCGUCGCCUCUGCCUUGUCCGCGCAGAGCUCCGGCGUCGGGGCCGACGGCGUCGUGAUGAAGCACAAGUCGCUGGUAGGACCAAAGCCCGAUGCUCCCUGGCAUAGUCGUGCGUACCUCUGGUGGCUCGCCAAGUGGCUACUCCUUCGCGGCGUGGACCAGGACGUCGUCGGCUCCCAGAGCGAAAAGUCCGUCCUUGCCGGUGAUGUUGAGGAGAUUCAUGCCCGCGCCCGCCACUUCGACAACCGCACCGAGUUUCUAUACACCUUCCUCCAGGUCAUGACCGCCGCCGCCGCUUCCUUCACCCACGGUGCCAACGACGUGGCCAACGCUGUCGGCCCGUACGCGACCAUCUAUCAGAUCUGGCGCAGCGGCCUCAUUCCUGGCAAGCAGUCAAACGUGCCGCUUUGGAUCCUUGCUUUCGGCGGUUGCGGCAUCGUCAUCGGCCUUUGGACGUACGGAUACCACAUCAUGCGUAAUUUGGGCAACCGCAUGACCCUCAUGUCGCCAGCACGCGGUUUCUCCAUGGAGCUGGGAUCCGUCAUUACCGUCAUCAUGGCCACCCGACUUGCGCUUCCCGUCUCUACCACGCAAUGCAUCACCGGCGCCAUCGUCGGCGUUGGGCUCUGCAACGGCGACUGGCGUGCCAUAAACUGGCGCAUGGUCGCCUGGAUCUAUCUCGGCUGGUUCAUCACCGUCCCUGUCUCUGGACUGAUAUCCGGGAUUCUCAUGGCAUUCAUCACCUAUGCGCCGCGCUGGUAG
This is a messenger RNA of Drechmeria coniospora, 1743 nucleotides long. RefSeq names its product Phosphate transporter. Lineage: Eukaryota; Fungi; Ascomycota; Sordariomycetes; Hypocreales; Ophiocordycipitaceae. Gene Ontology annotation, biological process: phosphate ion transmembrane transport. The transcript has 3 exons. Bases 1 to 1743 code for a protein of 580 amino acids. Gene Ontology annotation, cellular component: membrane. The record is from RefSeq and is a predicted model, not a curated record.